Molecule: messenger RNA, 1129 nt
Organism: Quercus robur (English oak)
Lineage: Eukaryota; Viridiplantae; Streptophyta; Magnoliopsida; Fagales; Fagaceae
Product: transcription factor IBH1-like
Exons: 1
Coding region: 348-818 (156 amino acids)
Biological process (GO): regulation of DNA-templated transcription
Molecular function (GO): protein dimerization activity
Source: RefSeq, a predicted model, not a curated record
UCUUCACAUUUUUUUUCAUCCUAUAUUCCCUAAUUAAUCUCUCUCUCUCUCUCUUACAAUGUAGAUAUUGUGUCAGAAAAUACAUUCCCCUUUUGUCCUCCUGAGUUCUGAGCAAGCGGACCCUUUUGUGUCAGAAGAAAAUCCCCAUCUCCAACUAUUGUUUUUCUUUGGAUCUAUCCCUAAAAGGCAACCCUUCUAGACUAGUUGGUUACACGUACAACCAUAAUAUAUCUGCAUCACCCACACUAGUUUUCACACAUAAUAUUCUUCACAGAGUGUUUUUAGAGAGACCCUUUUGCCCAAUAUCAAUACCCUUUUGAGUUUUGUACCCUAAUCUCUUCCCAACUAUGAAUUCUAAGCGCUUCUCUCCUCCCUCUAGUACAAUAAAAUCUAGGUUCACCUGCCGCUUCCUUCGAGCCUUCUUGAAAAUAAAUAGGCAAAGAACUCGUACCCCAUCUUCCCCCAUGGAGAUCUGUCAGCGAUAUCUAAAAGUUAAGCUUGCUGCUGAUGUAUCCAUGGCUUCUGCUGUGGGUCCAAGGAGGGCUUGGAGUCGUGCUAUGCUUGCAAAGAUUCGACACGGUGUUCGUGCUGGAAGCACGAGCUCUCUUACCAUGAGAAAAAGAAAGAUAUAUCAUGGAAAAAAGUCUACAAAGGAGGUAGGUAUUGCUGGCAAUGCCAAGAUGCUUAGAAAGCUAGUGCCUGGUGGUGAAGCAAUGGAUACAUGCAGCUUGUUAGAUGAGACCUUUCAUUAUAUAAAGUGCCUCAGCACUCAGGUAAAGGUGAUGACAAGAAUUGCUGAUCAAAUUUGCUCUACUUGAGUUGAGUUGUGAUAUAUUGUCAGAUUUUGCGUUGAAAUAAAUAUGCAACCAAAGAGAUCUUACUGUUUGUGAAGAAUAAAUUCCCAUCCUAAUUAAGGAACACAUGGCCUGAGGGAUGAACUGUAAAUAAUUAAAUAGCAUUUGUAUAUGGUUUAAUUUCUUUGUUGUGCUUCUUCUCUCUUUUUCCAUUAAUUAUUAGUAUUAUUUUUCUUGGUAGAUGGUAUAUUAAUUUUUAUGUAAUGAACUAUAAUGUGGGGUUAGAAACUGAUGGGAUUUAAUACCACUUGUGGCUGAAAAGCUUGUUUUGAUUC